Aphanomyces invadans is the source of this 8263-nucleotide messenger RNA. RefSeq lists its product as hypothetical. The record is from RefSeq and is a predicted model, not a curated record. Gene Ontology annotation, biological process: regulation of membrane potential; cellular response to mechanical stimulus; detection of mechanical stimulus. Gene Ontology annotation, cellular component: membrane. The transcript is spliced from 25 exons. Lineage: Eukaryota; Oomycota; Saprolegniomycetes; Saprolegniales; Verrucalvaceae. Gene Ontology annotation, molecular function: mechanosensitive monoatomic ion channel activity; protein binding; monoatomic cation channel activity. Bases 1 to 8133 code for a protein of 2710 amino acids.
AUGACAGCGGGCGGCAUCCAAUUUGUCCGGGGCCAAUUGCGCCGCCUCGACCUCAAGUGGCACCUCCCUCGCACCUUCGGAAUUCUCUUACUUAUCACCACCGUCAGUCGUACGAGCGGAGUCGUCACGACCUGCUACUUGGCGGCAUUUCUCGCCGGCAUCAUCUUCACGUUCUCGGUGCGAUGGAUUUGGAUCGCGAUGGGACUCGUGUCGUUGGGUGGAGUCGCCGGACAAUGUGUUGUGGCAGGAUGGCCCACCCUCGGGUCGAACGACUGGAUCCUACUUGCUGGGCUCCAAGUCACUCCGUACAACGUUUCGUUGGAUGCCAUCGUGAUGGUCAUGUCCGCAUUGUUGUUGUUCGUGCACCGACAAGGCGCCAACACGCACACGCGACAUCCGUUGCGGCGUGAGGUGUCGGGGGUGCGCACACUGGCUUUUAUCUUUCAAACGCUGCCAAUCCUGCACACGUGGGUCCUCAAGCUCAAGCUCCACGAGACCAUCCAUGGCCUCUUUGCAUUCGUCGCCGAACUCCUCAUUGUCAUGUGUCUGUUUAUCGCGGCGCUGUCGUCCCGGAGUACGUUUGGCGCUCUUUACUACUUUCUGCUCACAGGUCGACUGGCCAUUUGGUCGUUCUGGCUGCCACGACACCACAUAUUGCAUCACCAAAACACACAACUCCCCACGCCUGGCCGUCCCGUGGAGGUUGUGCAGUCGCCGCCGAUGCUUAAGGAAACCGCGGCGUCGGCCGCGUCCAACCAAGACGGCUUCGUCAACGAAGCGGCAAUCAUGAUGGUUGCACGGCCAGCGACGGAACCCCAACUACGUUCAACGAGCGACGGUAGUCCCAUAGAAGCUCGGAUGACCACGGACCAAGAGUCGCAUGCAGCGAUGGCGCAGAAUAAUGUUCCAUGCUACGUGCCACCGCCCCCACACCCGUUAGUGAACAAGCUCAUCGUCCGAGGGCUACUCGUAUACACGUUCAGCGUGCUCAUCUUCCUCCACGUGUAUCAGUACCCAGUCCUGCACAAGCAUAGCGCGGUCCGCGUCAUUGGCAAGUACACUGGGGCGUUUGUGCUGCCAGGGACGGUCGCUGACAACUGGCUCGACUACAUCUUUCUUACUGCCAUUGUCGGACUCUACGUCUCUCUUGCGAAGAUGCGGUCGUUCUACGCGUCGUACGAAGUCUUGCCGCUCCGGGUGGACCCGCCGAGUCGCCAUUUUCAAGCGCCGGUCGUGAUGCGUGUGCUGCGAAAUGAGUUGAUCGCUGCAUGUCUUGGCAUGUUUUGGGCCAUCUCGUAUCCGUCGUACGCGAGUUUGGGGCUGUUUGCUCUGUCGCUUUUGACUCUAGCGACCCACGGGUUGAAAACUCAGCGCCUCGCUACGCUUCAGCCGAUCGUGCUGUCGCUCACGACACUCUACGCGGUGUGCACAGGGCUGGUGCAGUACACUCUGAUGAUGCCUGCGCUGCAACCUGUCGUAUCAACGCCCGACCUGGCUUUGGACGGACACACUCACGUCGACUUGGCCAUUCAAAAUGCCGUUCUUGUGUCUUUGUGCUUGUGCCAACGAGCGCGCGUUCGAUACGCCCGACCUGUCGGCGACGCAAGUGCCCCCACACCCGCCGAACCCCCAUCGCCCCAUCGCCUCACCUUUCUCAACGACACGUGGAAUGCGUACUACCACGUCAUGCAAUUGUGGUGCGUGGAUGCCAAGGGCGCCUUCCUACGCCACGUUGACUCGAUGGUGCUUUUUACAAUCUACGUCGUUGUUCUCAGCACAUCGGUCAACUUGUUUCAAACGGGAUCGCUCGUUCUUGCCACGUAUCUGGCGCUAUUCCACCACCACCGACGGCGCCUCUGGCGCGUGCUGCUGGUCUACACGCUGGCCGUGUGCCUGACGCUGUACACUUGGAACAUUUCGUGCCCGUCCUCGACAGCACUACAUGAGCUCGUGGGGCUGACAGCCACCUUGACGACACUGUGGGGGGCCCCGCUCUUCAAUGCCCAGCUCAUUCUGAUCGCGCAAGUCGUCCUGCAGCUCGUCAUUUACACGCGAAAAUGGCACACCUGCGCGCCAGACACAACGCGGCUCCCCAUUUACUUUGUCUCGCGGUGCACGACCGAGAUCGACCGCGUGUUUCGCGUCGGAGGCGUCGUCGUUUGCUACGUCGUCCUUCUCGCACAAGCGUUUACGUGGGAGGUACGUCGGGGCGGCCACGUGACGAUCGUCGGGCUCGUCCAGCUGGUGCUGUUCCUAGCGCUCGUUGAUUCGCACGUGACCAACCUGUGGCUCUUUCCACGCGGGACGGCGCAUUAUCGAAAGUUGUGGCGCGUUGUGCUUGUCGUGCAGCUUCUUGUGGUCGUGUUGCGAUACUUGUACCAGUUUGCGCCGGUCUCGAACGCGAUCUUGACGCACUGGCUGCCCCCGUUCUGCACGAUGGAUGACGUCGGGUUUGAAUCGCUGUCGUCGACAACGCAUUUGUCCAACUUGUUUGGUUACUUGUUUCCCACCGUUCUCAUGGCGGGGUUGGCGGCGUGGCAGAUCGCCAGCAUGAACCAGCCCGUGGUCCCCAUCACGAUGCCGGUGCAAUUUCAAAAGGAAUGGGUGUGGUUGUGUCGCGCCAUGUCGCGGAGCUCUGUCGCGAUUGUCGCCCUCGCGAUGCUCUUAGCGACCGACACGAUCAACUUGAUGGGGUUUCUGUACUACCUCAGUGCCAUCUACGCCGUCCUCAAUCGCAAAUUCAUGGCAGCGUGGCCGUAUUUAUUCACGGCGUCCUGUGUGGUCUUGCUCGGGACGUACGUCCUUCAGCUCAACUUGGUCUGGUUCGACACCGCCAACACAACCGAGACUCGGCAGUGGCUGCGGUUGCCUCCGCCAGAUGACUCCGUGACUUUAUGGACAACAAGCUGCGUGCCUCUAUUGAUGAUUGGGCUCUGUGCGCUACAGCGCGUCGGGGCCCUCUUCGAGCCGACAUUCCCACCGAACUGCAGUCCAACAUGGCUCGAGCUUAUGUAUGCAAACCACGUCGUUCCGCUCUUCACUCGCGACACCAGCGUCACGUUGCUCAUGCUUGCUCUCCUCGUAUCGUGCUUCGUCCAUCUCAACGCCGUGUCCAUUGUGUACAUGGUCGUCGUGCGAUGCGUGAUGCUGACCGACUGGAACGAGCCCAAGGUGCACCAGACGUACGUUCGUGUCUUGACGGGGGUACUUGUCGGGGUUUCGAUCGUCCAGUACCUCCUGCUGUUGUGGUUUCCGGCGUGGCUGGUGGUCCCAUCGGCGAAGCUGCCGCCGUGGACUUGGCUCGACACGCCGUACCAAGCUUGGCUCAUGCUGUCUUUCCAAAACAAGUGGUCCCUCGUGGCAGACUUUACCUCGUUAUUCGCUCUGCACUUGAUCCCGCCGCCGCCAGCCGCACCAGCUUCCGCUGGAGCAGCCACAUGUGAUGCCACACUCCCCGUGGAUCCAGCUGGCCAUGCAGACGUGACAAUUGCACCUGCACUUGCACCGACGACGCCACCCUUGUCGCUCCAAGUAUUUGUGGCCAAUUACUCGAUCUCGGUCGUGUUGGUGGGGGUGUUUAUCACGGGGUGCGCCCAGUUCGGCGUCGCGUCCGGCCUGUACCUUGGCUGGUCCAUCUACAUGCUUUUUCACCUGGACCGGUUGGACUGGCAGCCCAUCUUGCUCGAGUCGUUGCAAGCGUACAACUGGUUCUACCUCCUCCUUCUCGUCGUGUACCAGUGCCCUUUGUUCAACGAUAUCACGCAGACAUGCACGCUCGGGACCAACCAACCUCUUGGCGACGGAAUCUGUUUGUCCGUGCCAGUUGCUCUAGGCCUGUACAAGGCCCCCCGGUCGCUCGACACGGCGACCAUCGGCUCUGCUACUCCAUCGACUUCGACCAUGCUUUCCAUCGCGAUUUUCGUCAUGAUUGCGAUUCAAAUGCAAGUAUUUGCAUCGGCCCCAUAUCGACUCGUCCUGGAGAGCCACCGCCGCGACCAAGAGCGAUGUCUCAAGCGCGGGUAUGCCAUGAACGACCACUUGGCCAAAGUCCGCAUCCAGCAGUGGCGUCAUCUUAAGCUUGAAAAGCAAGCUGCGAUCCAGCGGCUUAAAGCGAUCGUGUCUAAGUUGGUCAACAAGGUCGAAGAAAUGAUGGACAUUGCUAUGGGGCUGCACUACUCGCUGCCCCCAAUGGCCCCCCACCGCCCGAGGGUCGUGUCCACGACGCAAAAUUCCAUCACCCUGUCGUGGGACGCACCCGAGUCCAAGAUUCAUAAAAUCCGAGGGUACCGCAUCUCGCGGCAAACAUGUCCGUCCAUGACGCUCUUGGGGGACUUUGGUGACGUUGUGAGCGUCCCAGCCAGCCAAACGAUGGCCGAAAUCCACGGCCUUCGGCCUGGAACGAGCUAUCAGUUCAAGGUCGCUGCCGUGUCUCGCAUGGGCGAAGGGCCGUUCAGUGUGGCCAGCGAACCUGCAGCGACCGUUGAAUUGGACUGGGGGGAUGCGUGCACUGCAGGGUGGUUGAAAGCGCACCGAACGAUCGAUCACAAGAGCAACUGGAUGCAUUACGCCAAGUUGUUCAUGCCUUGGGCAGUCCCGACAACAUACAGCCAGCGCUACGUUAUCGUGGAUGCAAUGUCGAUCACGUUCUACAAGAGUGAAGUGCUUGCGAUUAAACAUCGCCGCGGCGCGGACAAGGCGCGGGUGAAGCGUAGGCCGGGGCUGCCGCCUCGCCACCCAAACAAAGCCACUGGAGCGGCUGGCACGAAGCAGUAUCCGUCGUACUUGCUGUCCCACGUGACGCGGCUAGACUUGUCCGAACAUCAGCUCCGGCUUGAUGAAAUGUCACCGCUUUUGUACUGCAUGGAGCUGACGAUUGCGCAUGCCAAGGGGCCGGACAGCAUUCAUUUUUCCUUUCAACCAGAAAACGCCGCGCAGUUUGACCGGUGGAUCGUCGCGCUGAUGUUUGUUGUGCCGCCACAAUCGUUGGGGGCCCGGUUGCUCGCCUACCGACAAGCUCAAAACUUGGCUUUUCCCGAGCGGAUCAUGCAGGCGAUUCUGGCCCCGAGCACGUGCCUGGAUGAAAGCAGCGCCAAGGUCGGUACGGACAAGGUGGCGGCGGCGCCGCGGACAUUCCCUUCCGCCAAACUGUCACGGUGGAUCGACCCAGUCACGCAGCGUGCAAUCUACGCGAAUGCUUAUCGCCUCUUUUGGUCCUUGCAAGACAGCGCGCUGCAGGGAGAGAGCAUUGCAUGCCCAGACGACAUCGAGUCGGACGAAUUGCCUUCGUGGACGGAAUUCCGAGUCGUCGUCACGCACGCCAUUCGCAGCCAUAGCGCCAAACUGUGCUACGCGGCAUUUGUCGCGGCAUUUUCGCGCCAAGGUGACGCGCUCAAUGUGGUGUAUGUGGCCGUUCUGUUUGGGGUCCUGUUGUGCGAGAACCCUCGUCCGCGCGCCGCCCUUUGGAAAUGGGUCUUGAAAUACUCGUUUGCCGUGGUGCUUGUGCGGUACAUGUUUCAGCUGCCGUUCUUUUGUCAUCAUUACACAGUCCACCACACCUUGUAUCCCAGCUUCCAGCCGUUCUGUCCGGUGACCCUACUGAAUGCCACGACAACCGCCAGAGUCCAACCCAUCGUGCUGCUGGGCUUGUACAAGUUUGACGGGUCCGCCAAUGGUGAUGUCAACUCGACUUUCCAGGGACUCCAGUGGAACUUUGUCGUGAUUUGCUCCAUCUUGUUUCAUCGGCGAGAACUCCAAGCUCGCGGGUUUUGGGUCUAUCCAGGCAACGAAGCGCUCCAGUGGACGCGGACGGCGCUGUGGAAGCGACUGUUUCAGUCGCGGCGAUCGUUUCAAUUCGACGACAUGGGAGGGGAUGCGCUGCAACAAAACCCGGUGGUCAUUCCCGACGUCCAGCAAGUUGACGACGUCGAGCAUGCGGACCGCAUGUCGCGCCUCGACUCCAAGGACUCGCUUGACGAACGUGACUUUGAGCUGGCCGACUACCUGGCCAAGAAAAACAAUGAGCCGAAAGCAAGCAAAAGUAGAAGCGACUCCAACACCGCCAACCCGCCUCCAUCGCGCCACACCGCGCAGAAGGCGUCCAUGGACUUGACGUGCCACCUCGAACGACUUCUCGAGAACGAAUCGCCACUACCGCCGGUGGUUUUGAACCCCAUGGCUCCUUCCUUUGACCACGACGACGACAGCGAUGACACCAGUGACGACGAAGCGACUCCUCAAAUUGUCACGGUGUCGGCUAAACCCACAGACAAAGGCAAGCAUUUGAGCGCAAUGGACAGCGGUGAGAUUGGUCGCCAACACGACGUUGCGCUGGCGUCGCCUCUGUUCCCCCGUGACCAGCAGCAGGAACUCGGAAAGAAGAGCCGCUUUCAAUCGUGGCUCUCGAAGCAUAUGCCCAGUUGGAUGGUGGAGUAUUACGGCGCGCUACUGCCACGGCCGCCGGUCCAUUGGGACCGAGACAUCAAGUGUGCCGUGGCGGGCGCCAAGCCCGGUCGAGACUACGUUUUGCCAUCGUUUGCGCUCCACGUCGUCAUCUUGGCGUACACCGUGCUGUUCUUUCAAAAGUUUGGCAACGCGGUCGAAAUGACCGCGCUGUUUUCAAUCACGUCGACGUUUGAAACAUCGCUCUUGUCUGGGUACAUGGUCGGCCUCGUCUUCUUCCACGUGAUACUGGUGCUAUGGGACCGCGUGUCGUACGUGUACAGCUCGUUGGAGUCCAAGUUGUGGUGCCACUACUUUAUGCUCGUGGGCGUCCACGUUGUCGUGUGGCUCGUGUUGCCGUUGCACACGGGGGUGUACUUUCACGCGAGCCCGUCCUUGGUCGUGCUGUACCUGCUCCAGUGCGCCGCGAUGGGGGUCAGUGCCGCCCAACUCAAGCACGGCUACGUCGUGUUUCGCGGGAAUCCGUUUAGCCUCCGCCACGCGACCAAGCUGUCCAAGACUCUGUUUAGCGUUUACAUGGCGAUCCCGUUUGCGUUUGAAAUUCGCACCCUCCUGGACUAUCUUUGUUCGACGACGGCGCUUGACAUGCAGUUGUGGCUUGUCCUGGAAGGCAUUGGUGCCCACUUAUUUCUUGUCAAGCUCCAGAUGGAAGGCCGCGUCCAAGAUGGUUUCACGUUGCAGGGAAACCAGCGGCAACCGUGGCAAGCCAAAUUCAAAUCGGCCGGCGUCUACUUUGUAGCUCUCGUCGUGUGUCUCCUGGCGCCGAUGGUCAUGUUUCGCACGGCCAACCCCACGACGAUCCGCAACCCCGUGCAGCACGCGACCAUCACGUUUGGGCUCCUUCAGCCCGACGGGACGUUCCAGCAGUUCUACAAUAGCGAGGAGAACGAGAGUCCAGCGACGCAAAAAGUCGUCGUCGCCAACGUCGAGACCUACGUCCAGCAAGUGUCGUUCAUGGAGUUUUCCAACGACAUGUGGAGCAGCUCGCCGCCGCCUCAUGGCGCGACUAAACUCGACGGAAGGGAUUCAGUGGCGGAUGACGAUUGCAUUCAUGCGGGCGGCCCCCGAGGGCCAACAAUUGGUGACGUACGAUGUCGUGUCCCCCAUAACACCCAAGCAACGCACGAAGCUCAUGCGGAUGAUGGACGUGUCCCUGCCGGACGAAAUCACUUCCAACAGCCUCAAUUCAGAAGUCCUGAUCAUUCCCGCCAUGUACCCACCCGUGUUGAAUGUCCCAGCGGCCAACUCGCCAACGGCUCGGGCACCGUACAUCCCCCGCGCGAUUCAGAUCCAGCGGUCCACAGAAGUGAGCGGGAGUUUCUGGACGCUGUCGUCCGCCGAUUCCAUAGCGUAUGCAAACAGUACGGGGCUUGUGGACAACUCGACCACGAUUGCGUGCGAAGUGCAGGGGCUCUGCUUCGUCAUCGUGUCGGACAACAUCGUGGCGGGGUUGAAGACAUUGGGGAUUGGCACGUACGGCCUCACGGCCACCUAUGUCUUUGUCAUCUUUACCAUCGGGGGCUACGUCAAGAACGCGUUGCGCGGGUCCGUCAACGACGUGUUGUACCAGGAAUUGCCCAACCCAGACGACUUGAUGGACUUGGUCGAGGGAAUCUACAUUGCCCGGAAGGAAGAGUACAUUGGCCACUUGAAAGACGAAGCGCGCCUCUUUGAGACGUUGAUACGUGUGCUGCGGUCCCCCGAGACCAUGCUCAAAGUGACCGGUCCCAACAUCAUCCACAUCCCGACUGUCAAGGAAAAGAUCGAUUGAAGUGGGGCAUGCGUGAUCGACGGCAUGGAACGA